AUGGAUUCGGCACACAACGAAUCAACAGGCUAUCAGCUGCUUGUCGUCCCGUCGCAGUGCAUGGCCGUAAAGCGACUGCUUCAGUUUUUCACAUUCGACAGAGGGGCGUGGGCGGUUAUGAUCCAUAUCGCUCUGAACGACUUCGAGAUCAUUAUCCAGCACAUUCUUGGCCUAAUCGGCUCCCAUUCUUCUGCAACUCCUUCGCAGUCUGAGCCCACGGCGACUCCGCAACUUACUUUUUUCGGCCUUCGAUCUGAAUAG
Soboliphyme baturini is the source of this 261-nucleotide messenger RNA. Lineage: Eukaryota; Metazoa; Nematoda; Enoplea; Dioctophymatida; Soboliphymatidae. The record is from the annotation of a GenBank genome assembly.